Molecule: messenger RNA, 1803 nt
Organism: Rattus norvegicus (Norway rat)
Lineage: Eukaryota; Metazoa; Chordata; Mammalia; Rodentia; Muridae
Gene: Snap47
Product: synaptosome associated protein 47
Biological process (GO): exocytic insertion of neurotransmitter receptor to postsynaptic membrane
Cellular component (GO): membrane; dendrite; neuronal cell body
Source: RefSeq, a predicted model, not a curated record
UCCCGCGCAGGCGUACAAGCGUUCACCGAGUGGUGGACCGGCUCUUCAGCAGCUGGCGUCUCUGUUUGGUGGUCCAGUGGAGCGUGCCAGUGUGUCUUCUGCGCGCUCCUGUUGCCUCAGCAGUUACUACAGCCUUGGUGUAGCACAGCCACCUAGGAACAGAUGAGCAGUGAUGUACGAGUUCACACCUGGCCUUGUUCCUACUAUCUGGACCUUGAGAAGCAAUGGCUUCCUGGAAAACUGACCUUGACACCUCGUUCACUGAAGUUCAGUGUGGACAAAGCUGAAGAGGUCCUUGUUGGCCUGCCCCUUUCUAGCAUCACUGAGAUCAGGAAAGAGACAUCGCUCUUUAUCUUCAGUGCGAUCACAGUCCUGGAGAAGGGCCAGGCCAAGCACUGGUUCAGCUCACUGCGGCCUAGUCGAAAUGUGGUCUUCAACAUCAUCGAGCAUUUCUGGAGGGAGCUGCUACUGUCCCAGCCAGGCACUGCUGCCAAUCCAACCUCCCCCAUGACCAGGGGGCAGGAGCUGAUGGGACUGAUGGCGAGUUCCCAGAGACGCAUGGAAGACACAGCAAAGGUCCUUCACCACCAGGGCGAGCAGCUAGACAGUGUCAUGAGGGGCCUGGAGAAGAUGGAGUCCGAUCUAGAUGUGGCUGACAGAUUGCUGACAGAGUUGGAGACUCCUUCCUGGUGGCCUUUUAGUGCUAAGUUUUGGAAGACGCCAGUGGAAGCCAAGCCCAGGGACAGUGUCUCUGUAGCCCCUUGUGAGCCCUUUGGAAAGGAAGGGGUUGUGAUCAGGGUCCCUGCUGUUGUUUCUCAGAGAACAGAGUCUCAUUCCAAGCCAGGAAAACUCACUGUCCUGGUCUCCGGUUUGGAAAUCCAUGACUCCAGUUCAUUGCUCCUGCACAGAUUUGAGAAGGAAGAUGUUGAUGAUAUCAAGGUUCACUCUCCUUAUGAGGUCAGCAUACGCCAGCGGUUCAUCGGCAAGCCAGACGUGGCUUACCGGCUGAUAUCUGCCAAGAUGCCAGAGGUCAUUCCCAUUUUAGAAGUGCAGUUCAGCAAGAAGAUUGAGCUCCUGGAAGACGCCCUGGUGCUCAGGAGCAGGGGCCGUGCUUCGCCUGCCGAGGGCGGCUGCUCCAUUCGGCAUGCAGCAUCCAGACUGAUGGGCUGCACUACACACCAAGAGCUGCCCACAGGAGGACAGGAAGGCCAGCAGUCGCAGCUGCAGAAGGACUGGCCACUACUCUCUGAGGGGGAAGCCCAGGAGCUGACACAGAUCCUGAGCAAACUGAAGGGCCUCGCACUGGACACCGAGGCAGAGCUGGAACGCCAGGAUGCAGCUCUGGAUGGCAUCACCGUAGCUGUGGACCGGGCAACCCUGACUGUGGACAAGCAUAACCGUCGUAUGAGAAAGCUGUUGUAGUGGGGCAGGCUGCAGAACACUGCGCCUGCAUGCUCUGCUGAGCCUGCUGCUGUUAGCCCUGUGUCCUUUGCACUGAGACCUGGGAAGCCAUUCUGGGUGCUGUGGAACUAUGAGGCCCUACCUGGGAACUACAUCUUCCUUGGAUGGGCCGGGAGAAGCCACAACAUGCAUGAGCAUGAUAUGUUUUCCAGGUGCCCUUAGCAUGAGGGCCAAGUCCUGUUCAGGCAAGAAUGGCUACCACAGCAUAGUCAUCCCUUCCUGUCAAAACUGAGACCACAGCACUGAGCUGCCAUUGUGGGGCCAAGGCCCUGGUUACCUUGCACAAGUCACAUCAUACUGUCAUUUUUGCCAAGCAGUAAAGAAAAAUGUCAGUCAUUCUGA